UGUCAACAUGACAGUGACGUUAUAGUUAACGUUCAGUAAUAUUACUAUUGGACCUAAGCUCGAUAGACUCCAGUUCUAUGGACAGUAGAAACGGCGGGCUGUAUCUUAUGAACCAUAGUAAGUUGUAGAGUUUUCGCGGGAAAAAAUGAUAUUAUGGACUUUUCUCAUUGUGUUUGGUUUGCUCAGAUAUGGGAGGGCGGAAGAUUUUCCGUCGCUGAUUACGGCGAACGCUUCUAUUGCCGUGGUGUUAGACCAGCAGUUCCUGGGUGAAGACUACCAACCAGUGCUGGACCAGCUGAAGGACUACAUCAAGGAGUUGACGCGAGUCGAGCUCAAGCAUGGCGGAGUUAACGUUCAUUACUUCUCUUGGACGGCCAUUAGUCUCAAGAAAGGGUUUCUAGCAGUCUUCAGCGUGGCGUCAUGCGAAGACACCUGGUCAUUAUUCUCCAGGACUGAAGAGGAGCAACUCCUAUUAUUUGCGUUGACGGAAGUUGACUGUCCGCGCCUGCCAUCAGAUUCCGCCAUCACCGUGACCUUCGCGGACCCGGGGCAGGAGCUGCCACAGCUGUUCCUGGAUUUCAGAACACGGAAGGCAUUUCAUUGGAAGUCUGCGAUCAUUUUGCAUGAUGAUACUUUGAGUCGUGACAUGGUUUCUCGGGUGGUGAAAUCCCUGUCAUCUGAGAUAAACGACGAAGACGUGCCCUCCGUGUCGGUGACGGUGUACAAGAUGAGGCACGAGGUCAACGAGUACUUGAGGCGGAAGGAGGUCCACAGAGUGCUGUCAAAGCUACCUGUUAAAUAUAUUGGAGAAAACUUCGUAGCGAUAGUGACAACGGAUGUAUUGAGCACGUUAAUGGAGACUGCACGCAACUUGCUCAUGUCACACACGCAGGCGCAGUGGCUGUACGUGGUAUCCGACACACACAGCCGCGCAGGGAGCAUGCGCAAUGUGAUCAGCGACAUGUACGAAGGCGAGAACAUCGCCUACGUGUUCAAUGCCACUGAUAAUGACGAGGAGUGUAAGAAUGGACUGCUCUGCUAUGCUCAAGAAUUGAUGGAUGCCUUUAUUUCGGCUUUGGACGCAGCAGUUCAAGAAGAGUUUGACGUGGCUGCCCAGGUAUCUGACGAAGAAUGGGAAGCCAUAAGACCUACUAAAUUACAGCGUAGAGACACUUUGCUCAGGCAUAUGCAGCAAUUCAUAUCGCUUAAGAGCGUAUGCGGCAACUGUACCUCUUGGCAAGUGAAGGCAGGAGAUACUUGGGGUGCUACGUACAGAGGACGAAGUCUUGAGCCAAAUAUGCCCAAGGGUAACAAGAAAAAUGGAACUAAACGUACCGACAUCAACCAUACGGAACUGUUACAUGUGGGUGUCUGGCGUCCUAUUGACGGAUUCAAGUUUGAUGACGUUCUCUUCCCACACGUGGAACAUGGGUUUAGAGGGAAAGAGCUGCCUAUUAUUACAUAUCAUAAUCCCCCGUGGACAAUUCUACACCAAAACACCUCUGGUUCCAUCACAAAUUACAGCGGCUUGUUGUUUGACAUUGUGAAUCAGCUGGCAAAGAAUAAAAAUUUUACAAUCCGGAUCCUUCUUCCUGAUAAUAUCAGACAUAACAAUUCGAACGAAACAGCGAGAGAUAUGUCAGCAAGCACCAUUUCAAUGCUGACCAUGACAGCCAUCUCAAAAGGACAAGCGGCGCUCGCUGUAGCCGUUUUCACAGUUCUCUCUGACCACAAUCAAGGAAUAAACUACACAAUACCGGUCAGCACGCAGCCAUACUCCUUCAUCAUCGCUCGACCGAGGGAGAUGAGCAGAGCGCUUCUAUUUCUGCUGCCUUUCACUACUGACACAUGGCUUUGCCUGGGCUUCGCAGUAAUACUAAUGGGUCCAAUGCUGUACGUGGUGCAUCGCUUGAGCCCCUACUAUGAGGCGAUGGAGAUGUCACGCGAAGGAGGACUCUCCACCAUACACAACUGCCUGUGGUACAUCUAUGGAGCUUUGCUUCAGCAAGGCGGCAUGUACCUACCCCGCGCCGACAGCGGUCGUCUAGUGGUGGGGACAUGGUGGAUAGUGGUGCUGGUAGUGGUGACCACAUACUCCGGCAACCUGGUCGCCUUCCUCACCUUCCCCAAGUUCGAGAUCCCCGUCACCACCGUGUCGGAGUUGCUGGAGAGUAAGAGUUACACGUGGUCGAUCAAACAGGGCUCUUUCUUGGAAACGCAGUUGAAGAAUUCUGACGAGCCAAAAUACGUGUCUUUCCUAAAGCGAGCAGAGGUGACAUCUGCUACAGGGGGCGUCGAAGGCAACAUGGCAGCCAGCUCCGGUGCGGGUAUCCUCAAUCGUGUCCGCCACAACCGACACGCACUCAUUGACUGGAAGCUGCGCCUGCGGUACCUCAUGAGAGCCGAGACCUUGAAGACUGACACCUGUGACUUUGCUCUCAGUAAAGAAGAGUUCAUGGACGAACAAGUGGCGAUGAUCGUACCGGCUGGGAGUCCCUACUUGGCAGUUAUCAAUAAAGAAAUAAACCGCAUGCACAGAGCGGGGCUCAUCGCAAAGUGGUUGAGCGCUUACUUGCCCAAGCGCGACCGCUGUUGGAAGACCUCGGCAGCAGCUCAGGAGGUCAGCAACCACACCGUCAACCUCAGAGACAUGCAGGGCUCCUUCUUUGUGCUCUUUUUAGGUUUCUUCAUUGCAUCGACUAUAUUGCUACUGGAGUGGAUCUACAACAGGCGCAAGAAGAUGGUCGAACAAAUAGUCAUUAAACCUUACAUGGAAUAAAAUAUGCGUUAUAAUUAUAUCUCAUAUUUAUUACAAAACCACUUUAUUACCUUCCAUC
This is a messenger RNA of Maniola jurtina (meadow brown), 2837 nucleotides long. RefSeq names its product ionotropic receptor 93a (gene Ir93a). Gene Ontology annotation, molecular function: glutamate-gated receptor activity. Gene Ontology annotation, biological process: monoatomic ion transport. NCBI's taxonomy places the organism in Eukaryota, Metazoa, Arthropoda, Insecta, Lepidoptera, Nymphalidae. Gene Ontology annotation, cellular component: membrane. Bases 146 to 2779 code for a protein of 877 amino acids. The record is from RefSeq and is a predicted model, not a curated record. The transcript has 21 exons.